UGCGCGCUCUCUCUCUUUCUCUCUGUACAGAAAGAAGGAGGCGAAGAAAGAAAGAAAAAGUGAGAAUCCAACACAGAAGAAGAGAGAGAUUUAUAGAGACACAGGGCGCUCCCGCAGACGCAAAUUCACUUUGCUGAACAAUGGCUCUCUCAAACGCCGCCACUCUCUCCUCCAAAUCCCUUUACAGCAACACCCACCCACUCUCUCAACCGCACCUCCAACCCACUUACUCUCUCGUCCCCACCACCAAAGCACAUGAUUCCAAGCCCCUCGCUACUCGCAUCUCCGCCGUCCAUGCUGCAGAGCCCUCCACGAAGCAGUCUCCGCCGCCCGUCGCGGUCUCUCCUUUGAAAUGGACGGUGGAGAGCUGGAAGUCCAAGCCGGCGCUUCAGCUCCCUGAGUACCCGGACCAGAAGGGCCUGGAGACGGUAUUGAAGUCGAUCGAGGCCUUCCCGCCCAUUGUGUUCGCGGGUGAGGCGAGGCACCUGGAGGAGAAGCUGGCCGAGGCGGCCAUGGGCAACGCCUUCCUCUUGCAAGGAGGGGACUGCGCCGAGAGUUUCAAGGAGUUUAGUGCUAAUAACAUAAGGGAUACCUUCAGAGUGCUUCUUCAGAUGGGUGCUGUUCUCAUGUUUGGUGGUCAAAUGCCUGUCAUUAGGGUUGGAAGAAUGGCGGGUCAGUUUGCGAAACCCAGAUCGACUCCAUUUGAGGAAAGGGAUGGAGUGAAGCUGCCAAGUUACAAAGGGGACAACAUAAAUGGUGAUGCUUUUGAUGAGAAAUCAAGGACUCCAGACCCCCAGAGAUUGAUAAGGGCUUAUAGCCAAUCCGCGGCGACUCUCAACCUUCUUAGGGCCUUUGCCACUGGAGGAUAUGCUGCAAUACAGAGGAUUAGUGAAUGGAAUCUUGAUUUUGCGGAGCGCAGUGAGCAGGGAGAUAGGUACCAGGAAUUGGCUCACCGGGUUGAUGAGGCCCUAGGAUUCAUGGCUGCUGCGGGACUUACUGUUGACCACCCUGUAAUGAGGACAACUGAAUUCUGGACGUCCCAUGAGUGUUUGCAUUUGCCUUAUGAGCAAGCACUCACUAGGAAGGAUUCAACUUCCGGCCUGUACUACGAUUGCUCUGCUCACAUGCUUUGGGUUGGGGAGCGUACCCGGCAACUGGAUGGUGCCCAUAUAGAGUUCCUUAGGGGAGUUUCCAAUCCUCUUGGAAUCAAGGUGAGCAACAAAAUGGAUCCAAAUGAGCUAGUCAAGCUCAUUGAAAUCCUGAAUCCCCAUAACAAGCCAGGAAGGAUUACAAUAAUUGCAAGAAUGGGUGCCGAGAACAUGAGAGUUAAGCUUCCCCAUUUGAUCAGAGCUGUUCGCAGGGCUGGGCAAAUUGUGACCUGGGUCUGUGAUCCAAUGCACGGAAACACCAUACAGGCACCGUGUGGACUUAAAACACGUCCCUUUGAUGCAAUUUUGGCCGAGGUGCGGGCAUUCUUUGAUGUGCAUGAGCAAGAAGGGAGCCACCCUGGUGGAGUUCAUCUGGAGAUGACUGGCCAGAAUGUGACAGAGUGCAUUGGAGGGUCUCGAACAGUUACUUUUGAUGAUUUGAGCUCUCGUUAUCACACUCACUGUGACCCAAGACUCAACGCUUCUCAGUCUCUCGAACUAGCCUUCAUCAUUGCAGAGCGGCUUAGAAAGAGAAGAAUUGGAACUCAACGUCUGCUUUCUUUGAGCCUUUAGAUAGUUUCAAAGUACCUCAUCAUUUCUAGACGAUUGGCAAUGCUGAUUUAUUUGGUAGUGAAUAAAUAUGGAAUGGUUUGUCUACUAAAAACCUUGUGUUGCAGGAUCCAUGACUGAUUAUUGCAUGCAAUACCAGCAAAUCCAUGGUCUCCUACAUUUAAGAUCAGCUGCAAAUGCAAGGUUUUUGGGGAGCAGCUUUGUAUUCCUAAUUUAUUUAGUAAUUGGGUUUGGGUUUGGUUUCUGUAUUUAUGUGUGGAUGUCGUAUGACCAUCAGACCAAGUAAUCGUUUUAAGAUUUUAAAAGAAAUAAAUAAAAGAAAAUGGCUAUUAUA
This is a messenger RNA of Juglans microcarpa x Juglans regia, 2052 nucleotides long. RefSeq names its product phospho-2-dehydro-3-deoxyheptonate aldolase 2, chloroplastic-like. Gene Ontology annotation, molecular function: 3-deoxy-7-phosphoheptulonate synthase activity. Gene Ontology annotation, biological process: aromatic amino acid biosynthetic process. The coding region runs from base 141 to 1721 and encodes 526 amino acids. The record is from RefSeq and is a predicted model, not a curated record. NCBI's taxonomy places the organism in Eukaryota, Viridiplantae, Streptophyta, Magnoliopsida, Fagales, Juglandaceae. The transcript is spliced from 5 exons.